AGAUAGCGCGCGGUAUAAAAGUGAAGUGCAUGCCUCGGUCGGAGCGCGCGUUUCAACUGACUUGGCCGUGUAUUCCUACGCUGUAGUCAACGCGAACUUCUCAUUUCAUCCUGUGUCGCUGGAUUGUUUACAUUUCUCACUCAGCAAAGAAACAUUGAGCGUGGCUUUUUGUGUGAACUCACGGAUUAACGUAAUAAAACUUUGGAUUUAAAUUCACUUGGAUAUUUAUUCACGUUGGAUUUUAUACUAAAAAAAGAAAAUUAACCUGAGUUUGUUAAAGUGAUGAGUACGAAUACAAACAUUAACACGACGGAUCGUUAAAAGUUAAAAUCUGAUACUGGAAUAAAUCCUAAUGGCACCGCCUGGGGUGAACUCAUUCUAUGAUUACCUGGACAACAUCAUGACCACCGGAUCUAGCUGUUACCUGUCGUCGUCCAAGCUCUCCGUCAUCGGAUCGUUAUCUCCAUCCUCCUUCAAACCCUCCUUCGGUCCCCUGUCGCCGUCGACCUACUCCAUAGGGCUGUCGGUCAUUCAUUCUGACCACGAUUACGUCAUCAAACCGGCCCAGGUGACGUGUCAGUCAAGGUCAGAUGUGGCCGAGAAAUUGUCGCCAGCAGACGAUGAGAGCAAUUGUGUGGGUGAUGCAAUGCUCAGCAGCGCCGCAGAUUUCGGAAAUUUAGCAGACGAUAACAUGACGGGCUCGGAUUUCCUGCAGGAUUUAGAUAAUAUUGACUUCAGCCUGGCCGACCUUGACCCCUGCAGCGACAUGACCAUGGAGGACAGUUUCCAGGACUUCAUCGACUCCGCCAUCGACAAAUCUGUCCAACCGUUUUUCGGCGCCGAUAUGGACGGCGAGGCGCCCCAGCCCCACAACACCGUCAUCUACAACAAGGAAGAGUUCCUCCACCGGCUGGGGUUGACGCCCACCCCGACACCUGACGUACAGGCACACCUGGUCAGCCCUAACUCCGAACCAUCCCAUCCCACGCUCCACAGUUCACCUUUCACCUCUGACCUGAUCCCGACCAAAAAGGGGUCGUGUUCCUGCUCCGAGACCACCUCCUGUGUGGUCUACUCCACGGCCCACAGCCAGCACAUCGUCCAGACCUGCUCCAGCACCGUCAAGUCCAGCAACCCGCUCCACAAGGGCGUCAACCUACAGCUCUACUCACACGAACCCAUGACUCCGCUCACCAUUGACACGUCUUUCACAGACCUCCCUGAAACAUUCCACAUCGACUUGGACAAUUCCACACACUCGGAUGAUGAAACGGACAUGUGCACGGAGGAUUCCGAAACGGUGGAGUUCCUAAAAUGGUUACAUGACGACCCGGAUCACGACAAAGACAUCAACAACAACAACUCAGCACCUGUCGUAUCACCUGUCAGCUCGGACAACAGAAUACCUGAGUCUGUGGACUUUGAAUCUUUUGUCAACCUUGAAGACCUUGCCUCCGCUGAUUCCAUCUCCCUCCCCACCCCACAGUCAGUUGACUCUCAGACAAGCCCCCAGUCCCCUCAGGAUAAAACCCAUCCCCAUCUUCGAUUUUCUUUCAUCCCUGAAUCUCAUUACACCAGCAAAAACUUGAAAACAGACAGUUUGUCCUCAGGAUCCCCAUACACCAUCCAGAACUCUCCAUUCCACGCCGUCUCAGACUACUGCAGCACCCAGAAGUGGCCCUCGUCCGCCCACACGUCGCCCUCGGCAUCACCCUCGUCCAUCAGCAGCACCGACUACAUGUGGGUGUCCUCCACAGAGAGCCAACAGUUGUCCCUCCUCUCACUUUUCUCAGACGAGAACGCACCUGCGUUACUCCAGAGCGAGUGCUCACUCCCAGAGAUCAGAUUCAUCUAAACAAAAAUACCUGACCUUGACCCUUAGACGGUCAGACCACCUGACCUUUGAACUUACAGGGAAUUUACCUGUUUGGAUGCCGUAUGUGAGCACUGACAGGUAUUUUCCUAGCUCUGUUUUAAAGAGAUAGAAAAGCCAAUAGGCCAGUGUCUGGGCGCCGUCCUAUCCUAUAGGGAGCCAUGUCAAGAAACCAUCCAUCCCUAUUAUCCACGUCCUGUAAUAAAUAACCUAUCCAGUUUCUGUGAUUUCUGCUUGAUGUAAAGUGGAUUAGAAUCAAAAUAAGAUCUAGCACUUAAUCUGGUGCCGGAUUAACCAAUAUGCAAAGACAUGCGGGCUCACCAGGCAUUAAUAUCAAGGGUUCCAUGUUCCAUAUAAGCUUGAACUGCGUUACAUAGCUUGACCAGCUUCGACCCCGUACCUUGCUAGAAAUGCUAGAGCUGUACACGAAAGAGCCUGACCAGCUAUGAUCGUGCUAAAGUAACUAUGACACUGUAACCCCUACCUGCGGAGUAGCGCAGUGCUGAUAAUCUAGUCGUUUAUUUUUCUAUCGCCAGCUGUGAUGAUUUCAACAGAUUUAUUUUUUUAUUUUUACUUCAAUAAAUUUGUCUUUCACUGUUA
This is a messenger RNA of Physella acuta, 2473 nucleotides long. RefSeq lists its product as uncharacterized. Lineage: Eukaryota; Metazoa; Mollusca; Gastropoda; Physidae. The record is from RefSeq and is a predicted model, not a curated record.